UUGGACUUUGGCCUACGGUCACUCUAAACCACUCGACGCGAAUUACUGAAUCGCCGCCAUUCGAAAAAAACUUAAAUCCUGAGAAAAGCACGCUGAAAAUCGCAACAAAUACUUGCCCGAAAACGUGAAUAAAAUCUACGAAUCCCCGGCAAACAAAAGUUGCAAAUCAAAAAGCUGAAUUUGCAUAGAGAAAAUACUCCCGAGUGACCGGCAUUUCGCUUUUGCGGCAAAAAGUUGCAUCAGUGUGGGUGUACGUUCCGUUCGAUCCAGCAGCCAAAACGAGACGGAGAAAGCUUUUAAAAUCGAGGUGUUAAUUGCUUGAGAGGUGCGUGAAGUUCGCGACUUGGCUGCCUGCCGUCCACUCAGGCACGCAUACAGCUAUACGGGCAACAGCGACGCCACACACACACACACACAUAAACACGCGCAAAAGCCGCUUCCACUGACCGACUGACUGCUAUUGCAGAGCAAAAGAGAGGCAAGAACGCUAGAACCAUGGCCGAACCAAGGACGCCCGAGAAGCUGCUGACCGCCAAGCCGCCGGUGUUCCACCACAACAGCCACAGCCCCAAUGCCUCGCUGCAGCUGCCCAGUCCUAUCAUCACGCGGCGCACACGCACGGCCUCGACCUCCGCUCGGGCUCUGGAAAAUCCGGUGGUGACCGGCAUCGUGAAAUCCUUCAGCCGCAGCAAGGGACACGGCUUCAUUACACCCAGCGGCGGUGGCGAGGACGUAUUCUGCCAUGUUUCCGACAUCGAAGGCGAAUAUGUACCCAUGCCCGGGGACGAGGUCAAAUACCGUCUGUGCGCCAUUCCACCCAAGUACGAGAAACACCAGGCAGUGCAUGUGCAGAUUAGCAACCUAACGCCCGAGGUGCACCACAAGUGGGAGGAGCCGGUCUUUGGCUCAUCGCCUGCCAAGUAGAGCUGGAGCAGGAGCAGGGAAUAAGGCAAAGGGAGCGGAAAAGCGAGCAGUUAAAAGCUAAAUGGCCUUCCACGAAAUUUAAUUGAACUGGAGCACGCCAACCGGGAGGAGCGAGAAGCGAAAGGCAAACAGAGAACGAAACAAUAACCAUGAAAGUAAACGAAAGCAGCCGCCAGGAAAGCCAGCCAAUACAGAGAUCGUAAUAGAAUAUAGAAUAACAGGCCUGCCAUCCAGCCAACAGCAGCAUCAGAGUUUCAAUUGAACACUUAAUUAGAAUUUAAGCUAAGCUAUGGAAACAAAACGGUCACAAAUAUUGCCUUCUUCCCUCUGGAAGAGUGAAGAGCAAACCAGUUUCAAGUCUAUUAUUAUUGAAAACGUAUGUAUUCGGAAAUUGAAAUUGUUAUUCGAGAUGCCGGCCAGUAUGGAGCCUGUAUCAGUAAUUACUUUUAAUUAUAAUUGAAACAUCUGAAUGUGUUCGCUCAGCAAGCAAGUAAAAUGCUCUCAGUAAUUCACUUUAUUAUUAAAACAAAAGCUGCAAAACAA
Messenger RNA from Drosophila kikkawai, 1467 nucleotides. Its product is annotated as cold shock domain-containing protein CG9705. Gene Ontology annotation, molecular function: mRNA 3'-UTR binding. Gene Ontology annotation, biological process: regulation of mRNA stability. Lineage: Eukaryota; Metazoa; Arthropoda; Insecta; Diptera; Drosophilidae. Gene Ontology annotation, cellular component: cytoplasm. The record is from RefSeq and is a predicted model, not a curated record.